Messenger RNA from Ostrinia nubilalis (European corn borer), 684 nucleotides. It is a transcript of the gene Lamtor5, whose product is annotated as ragulator complex protein LAMTOR5 homolog. Gene Ontology annotation, cellular component: lysosome; Ragulator complex; cytoplasm. Bases 132 to 404 code for a protein of 90 amino acids. The transcript is spliced from 2 exons. NCBI's taxonomy places the organism in Eukaryota, Metazoa, Arthropoda, Insecta, Lepidoptera, Crambidae. Gene Ontology annotation, biological process: cellular response to amino acid stimulus; positive regulation of TORC1 signaling. Gene Ontology annotation, molecular function: guanyl-nucleotide exchange factor activity. The record is from RefSeq and is a predicted model, not a curated record.
AGUAAUCUUGUUGAUUUAAUGGGUGGCUUUGUUUUUUAAUUACAAUACCAAUUUCUUGUUAUUUACUGCGUUUCUUAAAACGUCUGCGAGAUUCCUUUUGUUAAAUAAAGUGACGUAGUACGACAGCAGCCAUGGAAAAAGACCUCGACAAAGUGAUAGAGGAGAUAAUGUCCACGCCAAACGUGAACGGCUGCUUGGUGGCGGAUCACCAGGGCCUGUGCUUGGCGGCGAAGGGCACGGCGCACGUGGACUCCGCGGGCGUCAUCGUGGCCAUCUCGGAGCAGGCCUGCAAGAUCCAGCCCAACCUCAAGCCGCCCACCGUCUGCCUCGAGACUGACAAGAAGCAAUGCUUAAUCCAGAGGCACGGGACGAUCACAGGCGCUAUCUUUAAACAGAAAGCCUAGUAAAUGCUCGGUAAAAGCCUAAUUUGACCACAAGAUGUGAUGAAGACUGAUGAAAAAACUUCUAGGCCCUCUCCUCAUUAUUUUAUAUUGUUUUUAAAUUAAAAAGCUUCUUAAAAAGUUUCUCAAACAAUAUUGACUUGUAUCAUAUUUUAAUUUGGAUAUAGCUACUUGACACCAUACAUCUUGCUUGAUUGUAAUCUCUAGCUUAUGUUAUGUAUAGUCUAAAGUUUAUUUUAAGUUUAAAUGUAAAUAAAGAAAAACAUUUUAUUGAUACAUAAAA